Molecule: messenger RNA, 2763 nt
Organism: Sardina pilchardus (European sardine)
Lineage: Eukaryota; Metazoa; Chordata; Actinopteri; Clupeiformes; Clupeidae
Product: nuclear factor 7, brain-like
Exons: 12
Coding region: 223-2763 (846 amino acids)
Biological process (GO): protein ubiquitination
Cellular component (GO): cytoplasm
Molecular function (GO): zinc ion binding; ubiquitin protein ligase activity; protein binding
Source: RefSeq, a predicted model, not a curated record
CAGACGCUUUGCUGUUCAGUUGCUGUACAAGAAAUGAAAGUUCUUUAAGACAAAAAGGUAUAAAUGAGUGGUGUUUUAUCUAGUUACGUUGACAGUAAGCUUCUGUUGGAUUAAUUUCAGUCAAGAUUCUGAUUCAAAGCGUCACAAGUUUCCAGAGGAGUGAAAGUGAAAGAGAUUGUAAAUCAGGCGAAAGUGUAGAGCAACAAACAACAAUUAGAGAAAAUGGCCUCUGUGUCUUUCUCAGAAAAGGAUUUGUCCUGUCCUGUGUGCUGUGAAAUCUUCAAGGAUCCACUCCUUCUGACCUGCACCCACAGCAUCUGUAAAGCCUGUCUGCAGCGGUUCUGGGAAACCAAAGGAUGCAGGGAAUGUCCAGUAUGCAGGAGAAGAUCCCCCAAAGAAGAACUUCCUCUUAACCUGCAUCUGAAGAACCUGUGUGAGACUUUCCUACAGGAGAGAAAGAAAAGAGAACCAUUCUGCAGUCUGCACCGUUCAGAACUCAAGCUCUACAGUGAAGAUGACAAACAGCUUGUGUGUUUGGUGUGUCGAGACUCUAAACUCCACAAAACCCACAACUUCAGUCCCAUCGAUGAAGCAGCACUUGAGCAUAAGGAAGAACUGAAGGUCAAACUGCAGCCCAUACAGAACAAGCUGGACACCUUUAAAAAGGCUAAAGAAACCUGUGAUGAAACUGCCCAACACAUUACAGUCCAGGCUCAACACACAGAGAGGCAGAUCAAGCAGGAGUUUGAGAAGCUUCACCAGUUUCUACAAGAUGAAGAGGCAGCCAUGAUAGCUACACUGAGGGAGGAAGAGGAGCAGAAGAGUAAGAUGAUGAAGGAGAAGAUUGAGAAGAUGAGCAGAGAGAUCUCAUCUCUUACAGACACCAUCAGAGCCAUAGAGAAAGAGAUGGGAGCUGAUGACAUCUCAUUUCUACAGAACUACAAGAGCACAGUGGAAAGAGCCCAGUUCACACUGCAGGAUCCAGAAACAGUUUCAGGAGCUCUAAUCAAUGUGGCAAAACAUCUGGGCAACCUGAAGUUCAGAGUUUGGGAGAAGAUGCAGAAUGUGGUUAAAUACACUAGUGUGACUCUGGAUCCCAACACGGCAUUCCCAGAACUCAUCCUGUCUGAGGAUCUGACCGGUGUGAGAUGGGGUGAUGAGGUGCAUCUGCUUCCUGAUAACCCAGAGAGACUAGAGAAGCAUGCCAGUGUCCUGGGCUCUGAGGGCUUCAACUCAGGGACUCACUGCUGGCAUGUGGAGGUUGGAGACAGUGUUAGCUGGUUCCUGGGGGUGAAGACAGAGUCUGGGGAGAGGAAGGGAUGGGAUCCCGAAAUGAGUGGAGUCUGGAGAGUGCAAUUUUCUAAUGGGAAUUAUACAGCACACUCACCAUCCCAGCCAGACACCACCAUCACAGUGCAGCAGAAACUCCAGAGGAUCAGAGUGCAGCUGGACUGGGACAGAGGAAAACUCUCAUUCUCUAACCCUGAUAAUGACACACACAUACACACUUUCACACACACUUUCACAGAGAAACUGUUUCCAUACUUUUACACAUACUCUUCUCUGAGGAUUUUACCAGUGAAGGCUGCAGUAUCAGUAGAGCAGCUCAGAACUGAACUGGACGAGCAGGACAAAUGCAGAGUUGCUUGGUGUCUGGAGAUGAUGGAGGAGGGUGUGGAGGAGCCAUGCCACUGCAUCCUCCGUCCCUCGUUUCAGCCUGCAUGCAAACUGCUGUGGGUUCGGUUGUGGUCUGACGACUGGCAGGAUGACGUGAAGGAUGAUCUUCUCCAUACAUUUCAUGACUAUGGGUCUUCUGUGAUUCUGGAUCCCAACACUGCAAACCCAGAACUCAUCCUGUCUGAGGAUCUGACCCAUCAGGAGUUUGAGAAGCUUCACCAGUUUCUACGAGAUGAAGAGGCAGCCAGGAUAGCUGCACUGAGGGAGGAAGAGGAUGAGAAGAGUCAGAUGAUGAAGGUGAAGAUUGAGAAGAUGAACAGAGAGAUCUCAUCUCUUACAAACACAAUCAGAGCCAUAGAGAAGGAGAUGGGAGCUGAUGACAUCUCAUUUCUACAGAACUACAAGAGCACAGUGGAAAGAGCCCAGUGCACACUGCAGGAUCCAGAGAGGGUUUCAGGAGCUCUGAUCAAUGUGGCAAAGCACCUGGGCAACCUGAAGUUCAGAGUCUGGGAGAAGAUGCAGGAGAUUGUUCAGUACACUCCUGUGAUUCUGGAUCCCAACACUGCAAACCCACAUCUCACCCUGUCUGAGGAUCUGACCCGUGGGAGAUUCAGUUUGGAGAGGCAGCAGCAGCUUCCUGACAACCCAGAGAGAUUCAUGUGUAGAGAUUUUUAUGUUUCCUGUGUCCUGGGCUCUGAGGGCUUUAACUCAGGGACUCACUGCUGGGACGUGGAGGUUGGAGACGGUAGAUCCUGGGACCUGGGAGUGAAGACGGAGUCUGGGGAGAGGAAGGGAGGGAGUUCCAUCAGGAGUGGAGUCUGGAGUGUUUAUCAUUUUGAUGGUAAUUACAAAGCACGCUCCCCAUCCCAGCCAGACACCCCCAUCACAGUGCAGCAGAACCCCCAGAGGAUCAGAGUGCAGCUGGACUGGGACAGAGGAAAACUCUCAUUCUCUAACCCUGAUAAUAACACACACUUACACACUUUCACACACACUUUCACUGAGAAACUGUUUCCAUUCUUUUACACAUACCCAUCAUCUCUGAGCAUCUCACCAGUGAAGGCUGCAGUAUCAAUUGAGAGGUAG